Psammomys obesus (fat sand rat) is the source of this 1835-nucleotide messenger RNA. It is a transcript of the gene Txndc2, whose product is annotated as thioredoxin domain containing 2. The record is from RefSeq and is a predicted model, not a curated record. Lineage: Eukaryota; Metazoa; Chordata; Mammalia; Rodentia; Muridae. The transcript has a single exon. Bases 114 to 1835 code for a protein of 573 amino acids.
AAAAUCCAUUACAGGUUCUAUCCAAAAAUGAGACUUUUCUGGUCCCAGAGUUCUUGGAUACAGCUCAGCCCAAAGAGAAGACCGUUGUUCCCAGGCUCAGCAACACACUCCGUAUGUCCACAGAGGAGUCUGAGGCCCCACAGCAGGUUAGUGUCACCCCCACGCUACUAAAGAAUGCCAUCUAUCCCAAACAUGGAGUUAGCUUCAAGCCCUCACCAAAAACCCUUGAGUUGAAACAGGAAAACAUUUCUAAAACCUCAGCCUCCCCCAUGCAGGCCACACAUAGCAAUAUCACUAAGUCCUUGGCAAAAACCACCUAUCCCAAACAGGGGACCACCCACAAGCUCACAGCAAACAGCAUCUACCACAAGAAGGGCAACACGCCCAGGUUAUCAGAGGAUACCAUCCAAUCCAAUGAGGAUAGCAUGUCCAAGUCCCCAGAAGACAAGGAGAGUGAACUCCCCAUGUCUUCACAGGACACCAUCCUGUCCAAAGAUGGUAAAAUCUAUAAACCUUUAAAAGACGGUAUCAUGAUCAAGGAGGGUAAAACAUACAAGUUUUUAAAAUUCAGCACCCUGUCCAAGGAUGGUAAAAUCCAGAAGCCCUUAAAAGACAGCGCCAUGUCCAAGCAGAGAGAAAUCCCCAGAUCCUCAUUUGACACCUUCCUGUCAAAGGACAGUAAAGUCCUGAAGCCCUUAAGAGACACGGACAAGGAGAGUGAAAUCCCCAAAUCCUCAUUUGACACCUUCCCAUCAAAGGCAGGUAGAGUCCAGAAGCCCUUAAAAGACAGCGCCAUGUCCAAGGAGAGAGAAGUCCCCAACUCCUCGCCUGACCCCCUCCUGUUAAAGAUGGGUAAAAUCCUGAUGAAGCCAAUGUCCAAGGAGAGAGAAAUCCCCAAAUCCUCACUUGACACCAUUUUGUCAAAGCCAAGGAAAGUCCAGAAGCUCUUAAAAGACAGCAUCAUAACCCAGGAGAGAGAAAUCCCUAAGUCCUCACAGGACAACACCCAGGCCAAGGAGGAUAAAGUCCAGAAUUCUUUAAAAGCUAUCGUCAUGACCCAGGAGAGUGAAAUCCCCGAGUCCUCACAGGACAACAUCCAGUCCAUGGAGGGUGAAGUCCAGAAUCCUUUAAAAGAUGGCAUCAUGACCCAGGAGGGUGAAAUCCCCGACUCCUCACAGGACAACAUCCAGUCCAUGGAGGGAGACACUUCAAAGUCCUCAGAAAGCACCACCCAGCCUAAGAAGAUAGUCAUCGUUGAGACCCCAGAAGGUUCUAUCCACUCUGAUCAGGGAGACAUCACUGAGACCCUAGAAGGUACCACCCAGUUCAAGGAGGGAGACAUGGCUGAGUCCCUAGAAGAUACCACCCAGUUCAAGGAGGGAGACAUCGCUGAGUCCUUAGAAGGUACCACCCAGUUCCAGGAAGAAAGUGUCAUCAAAUUUUCAGAAGACACCUUGAAGCCCAUGGGAGUCUUAAUCCCACAUUUUGAUGAGGAUACAGUAUCCUUGGACGAUGAUAUGGUGAGAGUGAUCACGGGCAAGGAGGACUUUGAGGAGAUGCUCAAGGAAGCUGGAGAGAAGCUGGUGGCCGUGGACUUCUCGGCCGUUUGGUGUGGGCCUUGCAGGACCAUCAGGCCCCACUUCCACUCCCUGUCUUUGAGGUAUGAUGACGUGGUGUUCCUGGAAGUGGACGCGGACGACUGUGAACAGCUGGUGCGGGACCUGAACAUCCUCACCCUCCCAACGUUUCAGUUUUACAAAAAGGAAGAAAAGGUGGGCGAAUUUUCUGGGGCCCUGUUGGAACAACUCGAAGCAAGCAUUGUGGAAUUAAAGUGA